AUGCUCUCGAUGUCGGUGUUGUCUUCGUUCGAAACGGCAAUGACAGACACGGGGCGCUGGUGGUCGAACGAGCCGGCAGAAACGCCGGCGGCGAAGCCGGCGGCCGCGCUGCUGUGGCGCUUGCUGCUGGCCGCGCGUGUCUUGGUGCUCAACGCGACCUUUUGCUGCGCGUGGAGCGUUGCAAGCUCCUGCUUGAGCUGCUCAAUGUGCGCCUUCAAGUCGAUCUCGAUGGUGUCGCGUUUGACGAGGGCCUCCUUGGCAGCGGUGAGCUCCUCGAUGUUGCGUUGCACCUCGCUUCUCAACUCGGCCUGUUCCUUGGUGAGCUCCUCGAUCUUCAACUCCGCGGCCUGGUACUCUGCCUUGAUGGCCGCCAACUCGCGGUCCAACUGGGCGAUUUCCACCUGUUGGGCGGCGGUGGAGGUGGCGGUGAGGGCCUUGGCCUCGGCUUCGCGUGCAACAAGGGCGUCUGUGGCUGCGGACGAUUGGGCCAAGAGAUCGCUCAACUUGCUGAUUUCAGCCGUCAAACUCUUGUUCUCCUGGAUCUUUCCAGUUAAGGACUGCGUGAGCUCGAUCACCUUGUUCUCCAACUUGUAG
Messenger RNA from Australozyma saopauloensis, 594 nucleotides. RefSeq lists its product as uncharacterized. NCBI's taxonomy places the organism in Eukaryota, Fungi, Ascomycota, Pichiomycetes, Serinales, Metschnikowiaceae. The record is from RefSeq and is a predicted model, not a curated record. Bases 1 to 594 code for a protein of 197 amino acids. The transcript has a single exon.